ACUUCACUUCAGUAUUCAUAGGAUCGUCAUUCUGUUUUGUGGGCGGUGCGUUAAAUUGUUUUUUGUUUACCUUUAUUUUGCAGACUUUAACUUUAAUGUAAUCUCGUAUUUAGCUAUAUUAAAUAAUACUAAAUAACGUGUGUUGUGUAUUGCUGUGAUAUCUAUUGAUUAAAUAAGAUCUGUGACUGUGACUCGGUUAAAAUACAAAAAAGUUGAAUGAAUGGUCGAAUUGUUUAACUGUUGUGAUUAUUUUCGUUUUGUUUUAAUUUGUGUACCUCGUAAUAUUACUUAAAGGUUUUUGGCUGUACAAAAUCUGCAUAAAGCGACAAUGAUCCCGAUUGGCUGACGAUGGCUCCGCGAUGACGCGAUCUCGUCUCUGAUUGGAGGGCGGUAGCGUCACGCGACCGGCGGCAUCUGUCAUUGGUGCAAAAUGUCAGGGCUGCCAAAUAGAAGCGAUGACGCGAUCAACGGAGUCGAUGUUCGGGAGCAAGGAAGCGCUUUGAGGGUGGCCACAAACACUCCUCACCUGGUCAGCCUCGGCACCGGCCGCCUCAGCACCGCCGUCACUCUGCACCCCAUCAAACAAGGUCGCGUCACCAUCGGCUCGGACCCAACAUGCGACAUCUACGUGGUGGGCACCGGAGUAGCGAACGUCCACUGUCGGGUGGAGAACUCGCACGGCGUGGUCACGCUCUACCCCAUCAGCGGCACGACUCUGCUCGAUGGGCUGCCUGCUGACAAACCCACGAGACUGUCCCAAGGCAGCAUGCUGACAAUCGGGCGCUCGAACUACCUUCGCUUCAACCACCCGGAAGAGGCGAAGCUGAUGAAGUCGGUGCUGCCGUCCGGACACGUGUCCAUGGCGCCCAUACAGUUCCAGCCCAACGAACACUGCGUGCCCACUGGCUACAUGAACCACAACGCAGACCCGAUCAACCAAUGUUACCAGAGCACCAACAUGCAAAAAAUAUACAAAGACAACUCGCUGACACAACUCGACCACGAACUGGACAUGACUUUAAAGGAAAUGUCUAGAAAAAAACCUCCCGUAGCGCCCAGAAAACCGUACAAAGACCUAGACACUUCAGACUCAAAUUCAGACCAGGAGACUAGACCUAAAUUGGGCAGUAUCAUGGCUAAAGUGUCCAAAUUCGAGUAUUACGCUAAACAGCAGAAAAAUGUGGGUAGGAGUCAAUUCUACACUUCAAACGAAGUGGAAAUAUCUCCCAAAGUGUUCAGUGCUAAUUCAUUAACAGUUAAUACACCGGCUAAGGAUGUGCUAGGCAAUCGUAAUUUACCUAAUUACAUUAGCAAGAGGCAAGAUCAAAAAAUGAUUGUCCUAAACGAAAAUAAUCUAGAUCCAAAGAAUUGUUCCUACGCCAAUGUAGCAAUAAGACACAAUAAUAAGACAAAAAUAGAUGACAUAGUACGAAACUUUGACGAUACGACGCGAAAUGAUACAAAGUUGCCCAAAAAAGUUAAUAAUGACCAACAAUGCAGACCGGAUAAUAUAUACGGAAAAAUUAACGUUGAUAGGAAAGACAAGAACGAUUGCAAGGAAAGCAAGAAUAAUCUCGAUUGCAAGAAUGAUAGCAAGAAUUUGAACGUUGAUAUUGGGGAAUACGGUCGUAUUUGCGGUGUGGGUAAAGUCACUUGUUUGUCUUCACCAUCAUAUGAAAGGAAUCCUCAAUAUUCUCCAGUGUAUGGAAAUUGUUAUGACAGGGGUCAUGAUGCUGAAUCCAUGAGGAUAAAGGCAUACCAGGAUAGAAUAAAAGAGGAGGAGCAAAAGGAGGCAGAAACAGCGAGAUUGGAAGAAAUCCUGAAUAUGUGUGCUGAAUACGAACGACAGAUUGCUUCAGGUAUACCCAUCACGCCAACAGAGAAGAGGCCCCACAACAAGAUAAUCACCAACGGCUCCCUGCCCCGUAGCGUCACGCUCAACAACCCAAAUUUCAUACAAACCAGCGAGGGUUAUUACAAGUUUGAAACUAGUCAUAGCAGAAGCUCACCUAUGAGCCAAUCGUUACCCAUACAAAGAAAUCUAUCCAGCUACGAAAACUUUGAAUCACCGCAAUCUCCUAAAUCAGAAUCUUUAACUCCUGAAGUAUCAAUAACUGAUAAUAAUUAUGAAAACGUGGGUAGGAUGGAUGAAAUAGGUAUACCAGUAUUUGACGAAGUUAGCCGAAAUGUCGAUUUAUCUAGUCCUCUAAUGAUAAGAAAACUACAAAAUCAGUCUUCCCCCAUAGGUAGUCCGUAUGAAAAUGUUUAUUUCAAAAAUAAUGUAGGCUUCAAACCAAAGUCGCCGAACACACAAAGCCCUAGGACAAGAAUAAAGACAACUUUCGCACACAAAAAUCUGCCGUCUCCACAGUAUUUCAUAUUCCCGACUCCUCCAUGUGAUAAUAAUAGAAAAGAUCCCUUCAGUAAUGAUUUUAAGAAGGAUAUGGUUACCGAUGCUAGUUUAAAUGUACCCAUUAAUAAUACUAAAGAACCUAACUGUGGCGGUAUCGAAAAACAGUUGAGUCUGGAAGAAGAAAUACCGAUGAUCGAUGAUGCGGAUUUAACGAAUGAUAUCGAAUUUAGAUAUUCAAAAGUAAUCGAUAAAAAUGACGAAUCGAUGCAGGACACUAGCGAAAAUGCCAAAAGUGAAAACGACAUCGAUUAUAAACAAACGAAUAAUAUCGAUAGACUUGAUUCAAGGGACGUUAUCGACAAUAACGAACCAGAAAUGUCUUUGACUAAAAACAAAAGUUUUGAUGACGUCAAAAAGGAGUUAAUGGCGGACAUACCGGAGUUAGAGGAAUUUGAGAAAGAGUUAAAACAGAAUAAGAGAGAAAAAAUAUUGAGAAAUAUCACUGAAGAUAUAAAAAAGAUGGACUUAGAAGAAUUGUCCCUAAGCAGUACAAUUUUAGAUGAAACUGUAGACGAAUUGAAGUCGAAAUAUGAAACUUUGAAAGAAGAGAGACGGAAAUUGGUCACACAAAUACAUGAAAUCAAAUGUAAAAUGACAGAGAUUAGGUCGCAAGAGGAUGAUAUAUUAAGAGAGUUGGAAAUGGAAAAAGCUUUGAUCAAAGGUGAAUAUGACUCAGAGAUAGCCAUACUCAAUAUAGAACAGAAGAAGAAAGCCGAACUGGUGGACAGAGCAAAGAAGAUAGAAGAAGAAAUUAGACAGUUGAAAGAGAAACAAGAGUCACGUCAAAAUGAGAUGAAGGAUCGAGUAGAGAUCGCUACGUUGAAAGUUGAGAGAAUCGAAAAAGACCUGAAAGGACACAAAGCAACAUUAGAAGAACUACAAAAUGCUCAAGAUAUCUUGGACAAUGAAACAAAAAUCUUUGAAGACCUAGAAUUUCAACAUCUGGAAGAAGAAUCUGAAUUAUUAGCAAACAGGGAGGAUUUACAAAAUGAAAUAAUGCUGUUAUCCAAAAAGAUCGAGGCCCAAAAAACAAGAAUACUCACAUUAAAAUCUGAAGCUAACAACAAUUUGACAUCUGCAUUAGAAGAAACAAAAGUUUUACACGCCGAAUACGUUAAAUUACUGAACCAAGUAGAACAUUUGACUGGCAAAGUACAAAUAAUUGAAAAAGAGUUAAAACCUGUUGUUGCCAAAUUAAAUGAUAUAGAAAGAACACAAUCUCCAGAUAGUGCGUUUUAUACUGACCAAACUAGAGCAAAAUCUGGUGAGUUUGGUUAUUCGCCGCAAAGCUCAGACAGUGACGAUAUUGACGUCACAAAGAUAUCAAAUUUCGAAGAUCACACAAAAUUGUUAAAAGACAAAUUCAAUACUAUAGAUCAAAUGUCUCAGUCCAUGAUAGUUGAUAUCGAAAGGAGAGUCACAACAGAUUUAGACGAUCCAAUCGAAGUGGAUAGUAGUCCAUCCAAAUCGUCAAGUUCUUCUAAAGAGAAAAAAGGCUUCUGGGAAAGGAAUUUCGAUUCACUCAAACGGAGAAGUAAAGAUAAGAAAAAGACGGAAAAGAUAGACAUCAUGUCGCAGAGUUUGAAUGAAAAUAUCUUCUAUAACGAUAACAUAGAAGUAGACGUAUCGCUUGACAAAUUUAACAGUUUGCGCAACUCCAAAAAGAAAGAUAAAAAGGAAAACGGUCCAGUCAAAAGCAAUUCAUCAUCGAAAAUACCAACUUUUGCUGCAUUAGGAAAAAUUAUUAAAAAGGAUUCACUGAAAAGAAAAGAAAUGAAUGCGCAAAAGGAAAAGGAGAAAGAAACAAUCAAACCUAUUCAAAAUGAAGAAGCGAUUGAACAGAACAACGUUAAAAUACGUUACGUUAAAAACUUCAAACCGAUUAUAGUCGAAAACAAAUACGUCAAAUCGAAAUCUCUAUCACCCGAUAAAAUAUCGAAUGAGCCUAUAAAGGAAGAAGAGGAUCAAGAAACUGGUAAUAUCGAUAGCGUUUUCAAGAAAUCGGAUAAAAAUGCCAAGAUUUUGCACAGGAAAAGUUGCGGAGAUGAACCAAAUGUGAGGACCGAUUUUCACAAGAUGACCGAUUCAGGGAAGAUUCCAUCGCAAGACGAUAUAGACAGAAUAUCGAAGGUAACGAUGGACGCGCCGAUUCUGUCGAGCGAUACAGAUGUUAAUUCUUUGGGGAAACGUACUUUAGACAGCUUGAUGGAGAUUGAAAGGAAGCGGAUGGAAAUGUUAGAGGAGAAAGGUUGCCAAAUGAUAGAAAAUCAGAGAGAAAAAAUAUCCGAACUGAAGCGGAGAGUUCAAGACGAAACCAAGAAACUGUGGGACCAGCGCAACAAGGAGAAGAAAGCCGACAGCCAGCUGUCAAACAACCUGUCAAACGUGUCGCACAAUCUGUCAAAUGUCUCCAGCGAGUUUGACAGUGAAGACAGAUUCGGGAGCGGGCUCGAAGACGUCAGUUUCGAAGAUCCCUUCAACUUGACCAAUUCUACAAUUUAUGAGGAGAGUUCCGGGCUUGUGUCAUCAUCAAUAGAAGAGCUGCAAGUGCGCAACUCCCGCACGGAGUCGACGGAAGACGACAAGAGAAGCGAUGACAGCCGCCCGCUCAGCCACGCCUCCGACUUCAGCAGGGAGAACAUCUUGUCGGUGUCGGGUGGGCCGCGCAGGAGUCGGCGCGGCGUCAGCGAGUGGCAGCGGCCGCUCACGCGCUACCUGCCCGUCGACCGCGACGACUUCGACCUGCGGCGACACGUCGAGUCCGCAGGUCACCAGAUCGAGCUGUGCCCCUACGUGACCCUCAGCUCGGCGUCCUGCCGCGGCUACCUGCACAAGCUGGGCGCCAAGUUCCACACCUGGUCCAAGAGGUGGUUCGUUUUCGACCGCGAAUCGAAAACGUUCGUCUACUACUGGGAUAAAAGCGAGAAGAAGCCGCGCGGCGGAGCUUACUUCCAGGUAAUAGAGGAAGUUUACUUAGAUCACGGCAAUACGUCCAAGUCACCGAAUCCACAGACAACGUUCAUAGUCAAAACUAGACAGAGGCGAUACUAUCUCAUGGCCCCGUCGGGAGAAGCUGCCAGGAUAUGGAUAGACGUAAUAUUCACCGGGGCACAGGGAUACACGGAAUAUUUAGAGUGAAUAUUUAUAAUAUUCGGAUUCUAGAAAUAAUAUUCGGAAAAAUUAAAUAAGAUUAUGAAUGUUAACAUUGUAUAGUGUUAUUACAUUCAUGUAUCGCCUCAAAGAAAUUUUCAAGAAUAUUUAUAGUUGCUAUGAAAGUUCAAUAUUAUUAAUACCUAUACCUAGGUAUCUACAAUUAUUCUGGAAAUUAUAUCGGAUUAUAAAUAUUAACAUUCCUCACAAAACUUCAAAGUAAUUGUUUGAACAACAAUAUUCAAUUUUAUGACAUCGAUUACAUCAAUAGUUAUCGAAAUUAAUAGUGUUAAUUUGGUUUAUAAUAGUAACUUAUUAAAAAAAAAAUAGAUUCACUUGGAAAUGGAGCUCAUAUUUUCCAAAUCAGAGACAUAAAUAAUGAAUUUUAUUCCUGGUUCAGUUAUAGUAAGGAUAAGUAGUAUAAUGAAAUACAGUUGUGUCGUAUUCUGGUUGUACAUUUAAGCGCAUUAUGAAACAAAUAUUCAGAAUUGGAUUAUAUAAACCGUUUCGUGAUUUUGUGACUCUUUCUUAUUCUGAGAUGAAAGAUUAUGAUUUUUAACAUAAUAUUAUUCUCACGUUAUGAAAGUGAUAUUCCAUUCUGAACUGAAAAUUCUAAAUGUGAAUAUUGUGAUAUACAUAAUUGCAUAUAUGUAUAAUUUUCAUAAUAUUUACUAUAUUGACUUAUAGUAAACGGUUUUGAGGGACUUAAAAUAUAUAUAUUCAAACUGCUUGCUAUAAAAUAUAGGUACAAAUAUCGAACGAAGUAUAAAUUAAGUUUAUUUAUAUUAAUAAUAUUGGAUUAUCGCAUUCUUUACGAUAUUUAAUUAGCCGAGUAUCGAUAUUCGAUAUUUUUGUAUUUUACUGAUGCUGAAAUCAUGUACGCGAUUUUAUUAUAAAUGCUAUAUUAUUGAUGUUUUAUUAGGAAGAAUAUUUUAUAUCGUAUUUAUAUAUCGAUGUUUUUCCACUUAUAUCUUCUUUAAAUCAUACAGGUAUAAAUAUCCCUAUUUUGAAUAUAGUAUGAUAUCGAUUUGUAUACGUAUAAAACUAUAAUAUAAUAUUCCUAUUAAAGUGCUUAUGCUUGAAAUAACCAAACAGUAUUUAUAUUAUGAGAAUAAAAUGUAUAGACAAUAAAAAUAUAAAUUAUCUGUGCCAAUUAUUAUCUACUAUGUAAUAAAAAACAUGGCGGCUAUUUUUAUAAAUCUAUCGGUUAGUAUUGGUGCCUUGUAGAAGACUGAUUAAUUUCAGAUGAAUUACCAUUAUUAUAGUAAAUAAAUAAAAAAAAAAUGUAUGGUUCAUAAAGUCAAUUUAAAAAAUCAUAUUUAUAAAUAAAAAGAAACUAUUAAUAUUACUUGAUAGUAGUAUCGCGUUAAACUGCACGCUUAUUAAAUUAGUAAUGAAAUGUUACCAUAAUAAAAAAAAAACAAAUUGGGCAAAUUUUACAUUGUCUGUAAAAUCGAAUACAUUUACUAGCAACAUUUUAAUUUUUUUAUUACUUUUAAAUUUUAGUACAUGAAUUUUGUGUAAUUUUAUUUUCUUGCAAGGUUACAGUUAGUCAGUUACUUAAAAAUGUAAUUAAAAUAUAGUACAUUUUUUAGUUAGGAAAAUCAUCUCACUAGUUAGUGACAGGCCUACUUUAGUUAUCUAAACUCGCUUUUAUUUUUUAUAUAGAUUAUUACUAUUUCGUAUUGCAUUUACGCAUUUGCAUACAUUGUAACAUAUUUUAUAAGUACAAAAUCGUAAUUGUUUUUAUUACGUUAAUAUUAUACAUACCAGUGUAAAGAAAGUUUUAUGUUUAAGGCUUGCAACAUUAUUUUAACUUUGUAAGUAACGGCUGAUACCAAUAUGUUAAUGUAAGGUCACAGUAUAUUAACGAAUCUUAAUUGCAUCCUUAAAAUAAAUUACUUAUUCAUUUUA
Molecule: messenger RNA, 7477 nt
Organism: Bicyclus anynana (squinting bush brown)
Lineage: Eukaryota; Metazoa; Arthropoda; Insecta; Lepidoptera; Nymphalidae
Product: pleckstrin homology-like domain family B member 2
Exons: 20
Coding region: 431-5551 (1706 amino acids)
Molecular function (GO): protein binding
Source: RefSeq, a predicted model, not a curated record